CUGACAGGAGCGGUCAUUCCGCAACUUCUUGCAGAGGUAGCAACAUGGAAUUUUUUGGAAAGCUCAUGCGUCUCUUAGGCGUUGGCAAGCCCGACAUGGAUCCGACUGUAAAUCUACCACCAGAGGUAGUACAGUCUAUUUUUAGACUCCUGGAUCCUGAAUCUCUUUUGAAUGCGGCUAGGGUGUCACGGGGAUGGCACCGUGUCUGCCAAAGUGACCCUCGUUUAAGGGCCACUGCCAGACGCCAUAUUAGGAGGGAGCAAAUUAUGAUUUUCGAUCUGAUAUUUCAGGUGAGGAAACCGGAAACUGUUGUAAAACAUUCCCAAAUUCGGCGGGCUUCAGCUCGUCCGGUUGUUUUUAAUUAUGGACCUUCUGGUGUCUCCCGGGGGGUUAAUAAUAUUGUUCCGCAAAAUGGGAAAAAUAUUGUUAAACCCCGAGAGAAACCGGAGUUUAGAAGUAUGCUUAAGUUUAGAUAAAGUUAUGUUGGUUAGAUAGGAAUUAGGGUAAUUAAUGGUAAUUGCGGGCCCGCGAUAGUAUUAGGAUUGUUAGCUAACAAUUAGAAUAAAUAUAAUUUAUUUAGUUUCGAUUGUAAAAGGGAAUAAAAAGUAAAAAAAUAGGGUAAGUGGGAAUUUGUAUGGUUUUUGUAAUUAGUGAAAUGAUAGUCCUCAGAUAUGUGUCAAAUAAAUGUUAGGUGACAAUUUCCCUAGGUACAAUCAAUAUAGAAAUAAAUUUGAAUCUGUAUUUCAAAAUUUGCGAAAUAAAAUUUGAAUGAAAAAUAAAUCUGUCUCGUGUUUUUUGACUCUAAUCGCUACAUUCUUAUUGUUUGUGAUUAUCGUAAUUUAUAUAUCUGUUGAACUGGUUUGUA
Messenger RNA from Diachasmimorpha longicaudata, 865 nucleotides. RefSeq lists its product as uncharacterized. The transcript has a single exon. Gene Ontology annotation, molecular function: protein binding. The record is from RefSeq and is a predicted model, not a curated record. The coding region runs from base 45 to 476 and encodes 143 amino acids. NCBI's taxonomy places the organism in Eukaryota, Metazoa, Arthropoda, Insecta, Hymenoptera, Braconidae.